AUGGAAGACAAUGAUUCUUUGAAGUCUAGUUUAUCGCUAAAUAGUACUUGUGCAACUUUACUUCAUGAAAAUUUGGAAGACUUUUUAUCUGCUGCCAAUAAAAAAGUUUUACAAUUAAAAAAAGAAAAUGAAACCUUACAAGAUAAAGUAAAAUUUUUUAAAAACGCAAAAAUGAAAUGUGACAAAUGCUUAAAUGUUUAUUCAUCAUUUGAACAUUUGCUGCAACCACAUUAUGUUAAGAUGUCAUUGCCAAUUCGUAUUAAAAAAUGUACACGUUUACCAUGGAGAGAUGAUUCAUCAAAUAAAACAUCAUCAUUAAGUUCUACUAUAACUUCAAAGAUAGAAAGUAGUGAGAAUACAACUAAUGAUUGUUUGAGAACUUCUGAUUUUUCAAAUUUAUCAUUAAUUACAGCCAUUACACCACCAAGUUAUUCAGUUUACGAAAAUUCUGAAGGAGAAAUGAUAAAUGAAAAAGAAGGUGUUAAAUGGCCAGAAAGACCAUUGACUGGAUAUUAUUCACUUAAGGAAUAUAAAAAAAGAAAAGCAUUUAUUAAAAAAAACAUUAGAGAACAGGAAAAAUUAAAGAAUAAUAAUAUGAAAGAAAAUAAAUCAAAAGAUAUUUUUAAUGAAAGGCAAAAUGAAGAGGAUAAAUUAGUUAACAAUUUACUUACAUCAUGUGUUUCUAAUGGUAAAUGUGUUGAGAUGGGUUUUUGUAAUAUGCCCAAUUUGAAUUUGAAGGAAGAGAAUAUUGGGGAAGUAGAUUAUAUAAAUGGAUCGAAUGUACAACAAUCCUAUGUAUUUUGUGGUGUUAAAUCUUCAGAUGAUGUUAAAUCAUUUAUAAAAAAUUAUAAUGUUUUUUAUCUUUUUUAUGAUAAUAAAAAACUAGAUAAUAAAAUACAAUUUGAAAUUCCAUUAAAAGUAGCAUACUUUGAUCUUAAAAAUAAUGAUUAUAUUAUUAAGAAUGUUUGUAAAAAAUAUAUUGAACACAUAAUUAAACUACCACAAUAUCAAAAUGAUUUAUAA
This is a messenger RNA of Strongyloides ratti, 1023 nucleotides long. RefSeq lists its product as hypothetical. The record is from RefSeq and is a predicted model, not a curated record. Bases 1 to 1023 code for a protein of 340 amino acids. The transcript has 3 exons. Lineage: Eukaryota; Metazoa; Nematoda; Chromadorea; Rhabditida; Strongyloididae.